UACAAGUUCGUGUCAUUUUGGUACUCUGAGUCUGAUUAAAAAUCGGGUUGUGUUCUGAAUUAUUGGAAGCGUACCGAUGUUAAUAUGGCUUCGGCUAAACUUGAUUGGGGCAAAUAUGCGGACGAGCAAGAAAAACUGUCUGCGAAGGUGUCUAAUUUAAACAUAGAAAAACAGCCUACAGAAAAUACACCAACUAGUGAAGAUUCUAAGAGUGACAAUGGAACGGAUGAACAUAUCCCACCAGCAGAACAGUCUUUAUUACAAAAGAUCAUACGUAUAGGUUUAGUGGAGACAACAAAGGAUCCAGAAAUUCUAAGGAAAGACCCAGCCUCACCAUUAUAUAGCGUUAAAUCUUUCGAAGCCCUUCAUCUUAAACCAGCUUUAUUAAAAGGAGUCUAUGCCAUGGGAUUUAAUGCUCCAUCAAAAAUUCAAGAAACUGCAUUACCUACUUUACUAGCAGACCCUCCUCAGAAUAUGAUUGCUCAGUCACAAUCUGGAACUGGCAAGACAGCAGCAUUUGUGUUAGCAAUGCUGAGCAGAGUAGACACCACUAAAAAUUAUCCUCAGGUGCUUUGUUUAUCACCGACAUACGAGUUAGCUAUACAGACAGGGGAAGUGGCAGCAAAAAUGUCUGCAUUCUGUAAUGAAAUAAAAAUCAAAUAUGCAGUCAGGGGAGAAGAAAUAAGUCGGGGAUCGAAAAUUACAGAGCACAUAAUUAUAGGAACACCAGGAAAAGUACUAGACUGGGCCAUAAAAUUUAAAUUCUUUGACCUGAGCAAAAUAUCAGUUUUUGUUUUAGACGAAGCAGAUGUGAUGAUUGCAACGCAAGGCCAUCAGGAUCAGUGUAUUCGUAUUCAUAAACAACUUGAACGCACAUGUCAAAUGAUGUUCUUUUCUGCAACUUAUGAAUCAGAGGUGAUGAAAUUUGCAGAAAUUAUAGUUAAUAACCCUUUGAUAAUACGGUUGUUGAAAGAAGAGGAGAGCUUAGAUAACAUUAAGCAAUAUUAUGUCAAGUGUAAAGGCUUGGAUGAAAAAUACACAGCUAUCACUAAUAUCUACGGUGUGAUAACAAUAGGGCAAGCAAUCAUUUUUUGUCACACUCGAAAAACAGCAAACUGGUUAGCUGAAAAUAUGACAAAGGAUGGUCAUGCAGUAGCUGUUUUAUCUGGUGAAUUAACGGUAGAACAAAGAAUAUCAGUGUUGGAUCGAUUUAGAGCUGGUCUCGAAAAAGUUCUCAUCACGACGAAUGUCUUAGCUAGAGGUAUCGACGUUGAACAAGUAACAAUAGUAGUAAAUUUUGACCUACCAAUGGAUCAAAAUCGACAAGCGGACUGUGAAACAUACUUACACAGAAUCGGCCGAACAGGACGGUUCGGUAAAUCUGGAAUCGCCAUUAAUUUAGUAGACUCCCCGCAUGCAAUGGAAAUAUGUAGAGAUAUAGAGAAACAUUUUGGAAAAAAAAUACAUUAUCUUGACGCAGAAGAUGCGGAUGAAAUAGAAAAGAUUGGAGCCUAAAUUAGCGUGUAAGAAAUAUAAUUAUGCUUUUUAUUAAAUAUACGUAGAUAUAUUGUAAUACUUUCGAAAAUAAUACAUCUUUGUAUUCUUAAUAUACCGGAUCUUUGUAUUUCUUUUCCAAUGGCACAUAUUACUGACAAA
This is a messenger RNA of Dufourea novaeangliae, 1656 nucleotides long. It is a transcript of the gene Dbp80, whose product is annotated as DEAD-box helicase Dbp80. Gene Ontology annotation, cellular component: nucleus; cytoplasmic stress granule. Lineage: Eukaryota; Metazoa; Arthropoda; Insecta; Hymenoptera; Halictidae. The record is from RefSeq and is a predicted model, not a curated record. The transcript is spliced from 8 exons. Gene Ontology annotation, biological process: poly(A)+ mRNA export from nucleus. Gene Ontology annotation, molecular function: RNA helicase activity; RNA binding; ATP binding. The coding region runs from base 85 to 1515 and encodes 476 amino acids.